This is a messenger RNA of Papaver somniferum (opium poppy), 2757 nucleotides long. Its product is annotated as probable serine/threonine-protein kinase PBL7. The record is from RefSeq and is a predicted model, not a curated record. Gene Ontology annotation, molecular function: ATP binding; protein kinase activity. Gene Ontology annotation, biological process: protein phosphorylation. The coding region runs from base 671 to 1981 and encodes 436 amino acids. The transcript has 11 exons. Lineage: Eukaryota; Viridiplantae; Streptophyta; Magnoliopsida; Ranunculales; Papaveraceae.
UGAUUUUUUAGAUGGUUGGGUGUUUUGCAUUUCUUGAAUGCAACAAAUUUAUUCCAGAAAAAUGGAAGCCUGGACGUAAAUGCAUUGCAGAUGAUAGUGAGCGCGAACCAUUGUUAUCUCAAGAGAAAAAAGAUGGGGACUCAAUCAAGCUCCAGAAGUUCACAUUUAAAGAGCUUGAAUCCAUCACUAACAACUUCAGUGAAGAGUGUAAAUUGGAUAAAGAUUGGUUCGGUUGUGUGUAUAGAGGUCGCUUGGGUAGCACUGGACAGGUGGUUGCAGUGAAACGACUUGCGAAAAAAUCCCAGCAUCAAGAAAACAUAGACUAUGUUAAGGAACUUCAGAGGUUUAGCCUCCUAAAUCAUCUCAACUUGAUAAAUUUGAUUGGUUACUGUGACAAAGGGGAUAACAAAUUCCUUGUUUACGAGUUGACGACGUUUGGAUCAUUGCAGGAACAUUUACAUGACCUUUCAUCCAAGAGGGAGCCACUGGACUGGAAUACAAGUAUGAAAAUAGCAGUUGGUGUAGCCAAAGGGUUAGAAUACUUGCACCAUAAAGCCAAACCAACGCAUUUCACGGGUAUCUGGAGUCAUCGAAUAUAUUUCUAGAUCAAGGCUAUCAUCCAAAGCUUGCACUUGGUGGUUACCAACAUAUUUUCAGAGGACGAAUUACGAUGGCUUUUCCAUCAUUUGUUUAUGGUGCUCCUGAGUUCGCACUCACUGGCCGACUCAACUCUAAAUCUGAUAUCUAUAGUUUUGGUGUUGUCUUACUUGAACUGAUCACAGGGAAAAAAGCAUUCGACAUUAUUCAUCGCUGCAAAGAGCAUACUCUAUUUCAGUGGGCUCGUGGACGACUACAGAACCCUAGGAAGCUCACAGAAAUGGUUGAUCCACUACUGCAAGGCCAUUAUCCAGAGCAAAGCAUUCGCAAUGUUUUUAUUCUUGCAGCUUGGUGUAUACAAGAAACACCUAGUAUGCGACCUCUAAUUAGUGACAUUGUAACCGAGCUUUCCCGUUUAGCUUCAAAAACAUAUAAACCAAUUCCAGUUCUUGUUCAACAAAUCGAAGCAGGUUCAUAUACUACAAAACAACCCCAGGCUUUCACAUUUGGAGAGCUUAAUGCUGCCACAGACAACUUUAAGAAUGAGUCAGUUUUGGGUGAAGGAGACUUUGGUCGUGUAUAUAAGGGUUACUUGAAAAGCAAAAGACAGGUAGUUGCAGUGAAGCAACUUCAUAAGAAAUUCAAGCUUCUAAGGAACAGAAAAUUUCUUAAUGAGGUUCGGAUACUCAGCCGCCUAAACCAUCAAAAUGUUAUUAAUUUGGCUGGUUUUUGCACGGAUGGAGAUCAACAACUCCUUGUUUAUGAGUUCAUGCAGCUGGGGUCAUUGAAGGAUCAUUUAUACGAUCUUCCACCUAGCAAGAGGCCUCUUGACUGGAAUACGAGGAUGAACAUUGCAGUUGGUGUUGCUAAAGCUUUAGAGUAUUUGCAUGAUAAAGUGAGACCUGCGGUUGUUCAUAUGGACUUGAAAUCAUCAAAUAUCCUGUUGGAUCAAGGCUUUCAUCCAAAAAUUGGUGUUGGUAGUGAUAAAACUCGUAUCUCUAAAGGAGGAGAACGGGUAGUAGUGAAUCCGCCAUCAUAUGUUUAUUGCGCUCCAGAGUAUUCCAAGACUGGCCAACUUACGUCCAAAUCAGAUGUCUAUAGUUUUGGUGUAGUCUUGCUUGAACUAAUCACUGGACGGAAAGCAGUCGAUAAAACUCUUCCGCUUCGGUAUCCUAAUCUUGUUGAAUGGGUACUACCGCAACUAUAUGACAGAAGGAACUUCUCAAUAAUGGUAGACCCACUAUUACAAGGUCAAUAUCCAAAGCACAAGCUGCAACAGGCUCUUUCUAUUGCAUCAAUGUGCUUACAAGGAGAAUCUACUAUGCGUCCUAAUAUGAGGGAUGUUGUCACUCUUCUUUCACUAGCCGCAUCAAAUGCAACUUGACUAUCUUCGCUAGUUAAGACUUAAGACGGAGAAAGCAAAGGAAAAACAACCUUUUUCGUUCCAUAAUUUCUGAUAAGUAUCAAGUUACACAAAUAACAUGUUCUUUAUGUACAUUUUGCUUACAUAGCUGCAGGCACCUGUGAUGCGCAAAAACACAAACAUAAAGACUUGCCCAGCCUGAUUAGGUACUAAUGACCACGUAAUCAAGAUUUUGACAUUUUUUACUUGGCACAUCUCUACCGGAGUUCUGACUGGCAAACUAAAUUUUGGCAACCAUGAAAUGCAAUGGGAAAAAAAACCUUGAAUACAAUUUACCUUGAAUAAAUCAUCCUGUAAUUCUACUGCUUCUACAUAAUCACCGCCCUCUAUGUUAGCAUGACACCUCUUACUUGCUUAUAACAUGAGCUGCAACGGCUGAACUUACUGAUCCCGACAAAAAAACAAAAGCAAACAUAGCAUCAACAGAAACAAGGUUUUUCUAUGGCCACUGAUAAUAGGAACACAUAGACAAGUAAAGAUAGCCAAUUAAUAAUUGCAUAGGAAGUAGUUGUUUACAAAAUGAAGCAAGAUGGUUUGGCAGGAUUUCCCAAGAUAGGCAGUGGACGAUCUACAAGAAAUAGUAGUUCAUCUACCUAGAAGUGUACUAAAUUCUUGCAACUCCUUAAAUGACUUAUCAAAGCUCUCCAUUGUGACUCUACCACCUGCUUCUUUGCUUCUGCAGCUUCAGCUUCCGCUGCAGAUUUGGCUGCCUCCAAUUCGGUAGCUCUCAAUCCUAG